AUGGUGUUUGCGCUUCUUCGUUGGAUCGUCACGUCUGUGCUAUUUCACGCUGGACUUGCCUAUGCCGCAUUUGUCGCGUUGCGUCUGCCCCGCAAUAGAUCAGCGGCAGCGGCAGGUGGCGCUGAUAGCGAGGACAGCAGUAACAGUGAGAGCAACGAUGCAAGCAACAAAGGCUCUGGGAAGGACCUUCCGUUUAGUUCGCUGAAGCUGUGGCUCAUGCUCAGCUUCCUCACGUCGCUUUCCUACGUUGGUGCGGAGCGUAUCCCUUUCUUCCUCGAGUCACGUGUACUCUUCACGUGGCUUCUCCUCGUUGUGCCACCCGCCUCGCAUGUGAAGGUAUACGAUAGUGCGUUCGAACCGCUGCUGGGGCGUAUUGGAAAGGCUGUAUACACUCUGGAGAGCAAUCAGCUGCUGGCGCGGAAGGCUGGGCUGAAGAUCGUGCGUGGCUGCGUGGAGUUGGGGCUCUGCGUCAUCAACUACAUUAGACGGUGUGAGGCGCUGGAUGCGGAUGUCAUCGAGGGUAUUGAAAGCGGCCUCCUGCACGCUCGUGGCGCCUUACGGGAGGCGGAGUUAGUGCGGACGAGUGAUAGCUCUCCCUCAUUUUCUCCCACUGCGGCGGUGCUAUCCUGCUAA
Molecule: messenger RNA, 633 nt
Organism: Trypanosoma grayi
Lineage: Eukaryota; Euglenozoa; Kinetoplastea; Trypanosomatida; Trypanosomatidae
Exons: 1
Coding region: 1-633 (210 amino acids)
Source: RefSeq, a predicted model, not a curated record